UGCGUCUAAUCCAUAUCUGUUGCACCUCCACCUCCCUCCAUCUUCCGUACACACACUGAACAACAAUAGAGAUAUGGCGCUAAAUUCACUUUCAUCACUACCAAUCAAAACCCUAAACAUCUCACCUUCUUCUUCUUCCUCCUCACAUGGCGUCUUCUACCUCAAUCCUCCAUCAAAAUCCACAACAUCUCGAUUCAAUCCACGCAAUGCGAUCUCCCCCAAAGAUAAUGUAACCAGAUCAGAUCCAAAGAACUCGAAAUCUCUCGUUUCCACUUCACCAUGUCGAUUGAAUUCGAAUCUUCACAAUUCGAUUUCUACCGAAGAUAAUAUGAACAGAUCUGAGGUGAAGAGCUGGAAAUCUCUGGUUUCGAGUGCGUUAGCAGCUGCGGUGAUUACGUUAGGUUGUGAUAUGUCUGCUUUGGCGGAUUUGAAUAAGUUUGAGGCGGAUGUUCGUGGUGAAUUCGGUAUCGGAUCCGCUGCUCAGUUCGGUUCUGCUGAUCUCAGGAAAGCGGUUCAUGUUAACGAGAAUUUCAGGAGAGCAAAUUUCACAUCUGCUGAUAUGAGAGAAUCGGAUUUUAGCGGGUCAACAUUCAACGGUGCAUAUCUUGAGAAAGCAGUAGCCUACAAAGCAAAUUUCACAGGGGCAGAUUUGAGUGAUACGCUGAUGGAUCGCAUGGUCUUAAAUGAAGCUAAUCUCACAAAUGCCAUCCUAGUCAGAACAGUUCUCACCCGCAGUGAUCUUGGACGUGCUGUUAUUGAAGGUGCUGACUUUAGCGAUGCUGUUUUGGAUCUUACCCAAAAACAGGCUCUUUGCAAAUAUGCAAGUGGAACAAAUCCAACAACAGGAGUUAGCACCAGAACAAGUUUAGGGUGUGGAAACAGUAGACGUAACGCCUACGGUAGUCCUUCUUCCCCGUUGUUAAGUGCUCCACCCCCGAAACUUCUUGACCGUGACGGAUUUUGUGAUGAUGCUACUGGACUCUGUGAUGCAAAGUAAUUAAUUUUAAUUACCCAUUAAAUUAAAAGUCAUGUAUAUUGUAUACUAAUCAUCAUAUCUAUAUCUAUACUAUAUAAUAAAAGAAACCACUUUAAGGACACUUGUCAUCAUAUUAGACCAUCUCUUAUAGAUAAUUAUUAUUUUAAUUUAA
This is a messenger RNA of Helianthus annuus (common sunflower), 1148 nucleotides long. Its product is annotated as thylakoid lumenal protein TL20.3, chloroplastic. The transcript is spliced from 8 exons. Lineage: Eukaryota; Viridiplantae; Streptophyta; Magnoliopsida; Asterales; Asteraceae. The record is from RefSeq and is a predicted model, not a curated record. The coding region runs from base 74 to 997 and encodes 307 amino acids.